AUGAGGGUCGCGUCAAGGCCUGGAACCCAGGUCUUUACCAGAGAAGGACCAUAUGCUCACCUGAAGCUGGAUGGUAUGCAUGAUGCUAUUGUCCAGGUCGAGGAGCACAGAAUCAAGGCUCGUUUCGGCCGUGAGGAUGAAGAUACAUUUAGCCUCAUCCCUUAUAGUCAAUUCCCUGACCCUUCGCAACCCUUCACUGCAUCCCCGAUUCCCUCCGAGGAAUUCAUAGGGCACUACCGCAACUGGCUCCCUUUCCGGCUCAUUGUAAGAGAUCGAGCUGGCCAGCCGGAGAAUGUAUUGAUCUCGGACGCAGUAAGGGCUGUAACCGGGAAUGGAGAUAACGGCACACGAAUCAGUGCUGAGGACGACCUACUAGCAGACGCUAUAAAGCUUGUUCAGACAGCUCGAGGGUCCAAGGCGCCUUCAUACUGUCUCUCUCGCGAAGAGAAUGAGUUGAAUCUUCUACCAAUGGCCUCAACAAAAUUAAACAAAGAGCUUGUUCGAACAUUUCUCCGAUUACUUUGCCGAUUCAAGGGAUCGGUCAGUGGAACACUUGAUGAUAAUCAGCUGAGAAACCGUUGGACAAACGUCAUGAUACAAGAUCCUCUUCUCAUGAAGGUUACUCUCUUCACCUCAGCAUGUUUUCUCAACGAGAUAGGUUUUAUACCUAAAUCUGUUGUUAUUGCUCUUCGGGGAAUAAUUUAUACAUCCCUCAACGAACAGCUCGCGUCGAGAAGGGAUCAGAUCAGCGAUGCUACCAUUCUCGCGGUUUGCGAAAUGGUGAUGGAUGAGUGGUUCUGGGGCGCCACAGAACAGCUUCAUGCGCACAUGACCGGCCUGAGAGUUAUGAUACAAAUGAGGGGAGGGCUUCGGGGACUGGGAAUGCAUGGUUAUUUGAGCAAGAUGAUCUUAGUGCAUGAUUAUGUUAUGGCCAUUGCCCAUGAUACCCUUCCAGAAAUGUACGGGCUGCCUGGUUAUGAGUUUGAUGACCCUGUCCUGGUACCAUUCGAGACAUCUCUGAAUUCUCCUCUCAUGGCCGAAGGCCCAUCAUUUGCCAGCUCCACGGGGAAACUGCAUCUACACCCGUGUACGGCAAUCAUUUUAGACGAGGUUCGCACGAUGAUACGUGCUAUAACGUAUCUACCGAUUGAUGCGACCGCGGAACAAAUAUCAGAAGCAGUCCAUGCUGCUCACUGGGUAAAUCAGAGAAUCGGCGAGCUGCCCGAGAACGUGUCUCUCAACCAGGUUUACAAUCUGAACAAGCCCACAGGAUCCACGGUUUUGAAAUCUCACAAAAGCAUGUCCGGAACUGCUAGUGAGACGGCAGACAGUCCUGAUAGUUCAGGGUUCACAAAAAGCGGGCAGUCACCGAAGCAGUCGUCGAGUUCAUCGGGUGUUGAAGCUAUUGAAAGGGAAACCCCAGAACUGGCAAACCCCGAUCAGAUGUACAGGCUAGUACGUCUGACAGCUUCCAUUUACUGCCGGGCCAUCAUCAACCGUGCACCUACAAGCGAGGUUUGCAGUGACGAUGAAUUCACAAGGCUUUGGCUACUUAUUUGGCGUAUACCGGUGGCUGCACGAAGAUCAAUUGUCGGAAUCUUUCUUUGGGCGCUCAUCGCCAUUGCCCCAAGUUGCCAUACGAAGGCACCGGCACGCUUUAUCAGAACAUUGAUCACCAACUCAUACCUGACUAUUGCAGUUGAAAAUUGGCAUCUGGGAAUCGAGGCCGCGAAUGCAGCCCUGAACCUGCAGAGGUGGCUAAGAGGCUCCUCGGCAACUGGAGGACUUAUAAUUGGUGGCGAGGGCACGAUUGAGAGAUACGGGUGGGCACAAAAGGAGGUAUUGGAAAAUAUAGCGACUAUUCACAAAGCUAGCAACCGUAGUAUGGAGGAAGAGGACGAGGACGAGGACAAGGACCAAAAUAAUGGGGAGGAUCACGUCAUGCGCAAUUAG
Molecule: messenger RNA, 1953 nt
Organism: Clonostachys rhizophaga
Lineage: Eukaryota; Fungi; Ascomycota; Sordariomycetes; Hypocreales; Bionectriaceae
Source: the annotation of a GenBank genome assembly